This is a messenger RNA of Exophiala mesophila, 5802 nucleotides long. RefSeq lists its product as uncharacterized. The record is from RefSeq and is a predicted model, not a curated record. Bases 205 to 5481 code for a protein of 1758 amino acids. NCBI's taxonomy places the organism in Eukaryota, Fungi, Ascomycota, Eurotiomycetes, Chaetothyriales, Herpotrichiellaceae. Gene Ontology annotation, cellular component: Scc2-Scc4 cohesin loading complex. Gene Ontology annotation, biological process: establishment of mitotic sister chromatid cohesion; establishment of protein localization to chromatin; regulation of gene expression. Gene Ontology annotation, molecular function: chromatin binding. The transcript is spliced from 2 exons.
UCUCAUUCUCUUUAAGGUAUGGAUCACUCUCUUUCAUCCUAGAGUUCACUUCUUCACACCUGAAUUCACACCGACCGCUUUGGAUUCCCUACGCAGAGGCUGGAGGAGGGAGAAAAUGGUUCGGCAUUUUCACCGCGCAUUUCCAUCCUCCACAUCCUAUCAAUCUGAAGAGCACUGAGCUGCCGUGAGCGCAGCGAAGCCGUCAUGAAUGGCAGGGACAACGUUCAGGUCGUCAUUCCACGGCGACCACAGAACAUGUCUGGGCGUCAACACCUUACUGUGGACGAAGCCCUCCAGUUCACCCCAAUGACCACAAGCAUUCUGCCAUCUACUGGUACGUUGACCGGCCCCCCGUCGAUCUCAACUGACAUUUUAGAUCGCAUCCCUCAUCCUCAACUUGGCAACCCCUCCUCCUUUCGACUUUCCACUCCCUCCGAGCGACGAGCAUUUUAUCAAGAAAAAUGGAUCAAUCCAAAGGUCAAGGAGCAUCUGGGUGCCUUGCUAGAUUUCUCCCGCCGUGACCCAAAAUUGGCAUUCAAGCGUCCUCUGACAAGAAGCGAGACCAAAGCGAGAUCGGACUCUGGACUGCAUCCUUUCGCAAAGAUGGUCCUGGACAGCAGUACCAUUGAACAUACCUUUCCAUCAACAAUUCCCGCUCACAUGCCAGUAAAGAAACCAACCUCACUUCAAACAAAACCGAAACCUCUUUCCAACGAGAUCACAGUCAAUAUUCCCAAACCCCCUAACUCUUUUAAUCGAGAUGAAUAUAGAGUUAUGCCGAAAUCACCUCGUCGCGCCUUGGACAAUUCCAUGACGAACGGCAACGUCAACUUGACCGUCAGUUCAAAGAAGGAGAAGGACACGUUGAUCUUGCGAGCUUUUGAAAAUCAGAUGUUGGAGAUUUUCGAGGCUCAAGAUCGACUCGCUCCGGAUACCUCUGCCAUGCCAACGACCAUCGAUCGGACCAUCUUCUACCAACCAGACGACACUGAGGACUCUGAGCCGUCUCUUUCUAUCGGCACCCAAGAGGCUCUCCAACGAAAUCUCACCCAACUUGUCUCUAAUAAUCGCCUGCGUGAUGUCUCAACUGAUUAUCUGAAACGGCUUCAAGCGAUCUGCGAACCUGCUAUCGAGACGGCACAAACAACGAAUCUGAAGUUGCAAGCUAGUGCCUCUGAUGAUGACAUUUCAGCCUGGUUAUCACAAUUACAAAAGGCAGAGAGCGGGAUCUCUUCGGCGUGCACCCUUGCUUACAUCGUCCUCGGCAAUGUUCAGAACGAGAACCUUGUCAAUCUGGAAGUCCUUCAGUGGCUACCGAACGUAUUGGUGAAUGUCUUUGAGAAUUGUUUGAUGCCGGUCGUGGAAGCAAGGCUGGAUGCCCAGGACGCCCAACUCUUCGAAGUUACGUCUUCUAAUCGCGAAGCCGUCAAGCGCUUGCUCGACCUGGGUCGCAAGUUCCUAGAUCUUCUAGCAAAAAUAUGCAUCGAGGUCAAAGGUGCUGGCUCUCUGGUUAAUGCCACUGAGUUUUUGGCCUCUCGAUUGAUCUUCGUCCAGAAUGCUGGCAGCGAGAAGACAUCGGCCAUCGGCGUUCAAGUCUUUGAAAGAGUGCGAAAACAGGCGAUGGCGGCCCUGGCAAGACUGUAUGCAGCAUUUCCUUCCGAAAGAGAUGCGAUCCUGGACGAGGUGCUCUCAUCUCUCGACAAAUUGCCAUCCAACAGCCGAAGUGCGAGGCAGUAUAAACUUGGGAACGGCAAAAGCAUACAGCUUGUCUCUGCCCUGUUCAUGCAGCUUGUCCAGACACCUGCCAUACCAUCGGGUAACUUACGCUUUUCCAAAUUGACAGCAGGCCAAAAGCAGCGUCGUCGAACCGUUGACGUUGAAAGCGAAGAUGACGAUAGUCUCGAGGACGAGAAUGACACUGGCCUCGAAGAUGACCUCAUGGACAAAGAUCCAUCUUCCCGACUAGCUCGCCAAGCAGGUGUGUUGCUCGAAGAUGCCUCGAAAAGUGCUCAGCAAAUCGUUCUAUGGAUGGUCGACAAGGCAUCCAAAGUGACUAAAAGUGGAGAUUCGCCGUACCGGAAUAUUCUGGAUCUCUUCAUCGAAGAUCUCACCGUCGUCCUGCCAUUAACCGAUUGGCCGGCCUCAGAGCUUCUUUUAACUAUCCUAGCGAGGCGAAUGAUUAUGCACGUGGACAAUGACAAAGCAGCCUCGACCAAAAACAUGGCGCUCGAGGCAUUAGGAGUCAUGGGCUCGGCUAUCUCAACAACGCGAGCUUCUGCGCGACAUCUGUCAUCAAGCAUUUCUCAGACCAGCGAAUCUUCUGCGACUGUGUAUCGACUUUGCGAUCUCGUCAAGGAAAACAGUCAACUCAGGAUUCCCGAUGAAGAUCUAGUUUCUUCAAACGGUCCCUUCUCACUUGUCCAUACUUUCCUCCGAGCGAAAGGAGGCGACGGGCUGCGAUCACGAUCUGCAAGGGCAUACCUACUGGUUCGCCAUGCAACACACUUUGCAAAGGCUUCGAAAACCCGUCAGAGCGAUGGCGACCUGGAGGCCAUGACAGAUGACACGGCCGCGAGGAUCCUCCAGCAACUCGAGGAGCUCGAUAACUAUCACGGGAUGUCGGCAGACGAGGAAGACGUGACGCCUCAGGAAGCACAAUUGGCAUACACCUUGUGCAUACUCAACAUGCCGUUCUGCAACAUGUUCCCUCGCAUUGCCACUACGUUGACUUCAUGUCUUUCGAGUGACCAGGCCCAGGUCAGGAGUCGCAGUAUCAAAAGUGUCACAACGAUUCUGGAAACGGAUUCCAGCCUGCUCGACUGGGUUCCCACAGUGGCAGAUGAUGUUUUGAGAUGUGCGACAGACGAUUCUUCCCUCGUGCGAGACUCAGCGCUCACAUUGAUCGCCAAGUUCAUAGUACCCCGGCCAUCCCCACAAUUGCAGCACAAGGGGUUUACACAAUUACUUCGAUGUACUGGAGACUCAAAUGUGGGCAUUCAGAAGCGAGCCAUCGUCCAUUUGAAAGACUUUUACUUGACUGAUGCGAGGACAAAUAUCAAGGAUACCAUCACUACUGAGUUUCUUCGCCGCACAUCGGAUCUCGAGACGAGCGUUGCCGAAUUGGCCCGCAAGACUUUAUUAGAGAUCUGGAUAUCACCAAGACUUGAGGUCCUCAACAACCACGAUGACAAUGCACGGCUUGACGUGGCUAUCAACGAACUGAGAACACAGAUUGUGUCGUGUAUCAAUCGUAGCUCGGGCGCCCUUGGCGUUCCUCUCAAAGACUUCUUGGUAUGGACUCUGAAGAAUACCAAAAGCAUCGACAAGCUGCACAAUCUGUACUCUCGCAUAGUCAAGAAGCUCCUCGAGACGGCGAAUGGGUCCGAAGCAGAGCCAUCCGAUCUCACUACGCUGGUUGCCUUUGCGGAAGCAAGACCACAAACGAUUCACUCGGGUGACCUCGCCAGUCUGAAAAGCUAUCUGAAAGACAUGAAGCCCGAUGAAAUGCCCAAGUUUCGGUCCGUGGUUACCAUUUUCCGGUGUGUGCUACCGAAUUUGUCCAGCACCCAAAGCCAGCUUCUCGAAGGCGUCCAGCAAGAUCUUAUGCGUUCCGCGGGCAGCCUUGCCCGACUUGAAGACCUACAAGAGGUCAUGUCAUGUCUUCGAAGCAUCGAUGGCGUUCUGCACCAAACUCGGAAACUCGCCGUCUUCGCAGUUUCUGUGCUCCAGAAUGUCAUCCAACCCAAGGUUGCGCCAAAGACCAAAGAGGCUCUGAUCAGUCAAAAUAAGGCGGCUGAGAUUCCAGUUCGAGAAAGUAUUGGCCGACAAAAGAUGCUCCGUCUCCUGGGCAGCAUUUUCAAAUUCCUGGAUUUCGAACAACAAGUAGGCAUCUUUAAAAAUGCGUUUCCCGCAUUCAAGGCGGGAUCUGUGGUUGGCUUCGUGUGCGAUACGAUCGUUCCGUUCACGUUCAAACGCGCAGAAGCUGCGGUUCGACUGAAGGCUUUCGAAUGUUUGGGAUCAAUAUGCCAAGCAUGGCCAGGCCAAUUCAACAAGAAACACAUUCGCGAGACAUUCUUCCAGGUCUUGGACGGAAGCGCGCUCGACACUCUAGGUGUCCAAGAUGCUGCACAAGCAAAGCUCACGGUAUUGACAGCGUUCGAGGGCCUGUAUGCGGCACGUACCAAGGCAAAGGCCGACGGUACUUCAUCAGAGGAGGAUACAGAGGUACAGGCUCUGAAGAACAUUGGGGGAGAUCACAAAACUCGCGAGGAUGACAGCGCCAUCUCCACAAUCACCAGCACCGUUGUGAGCCAUCUGCUCCGCAUUGCGAUGUCAGCCAAAGGCGAGGAGGCACUUCUCGCUACUAAAACAUUGGCGAGCAUCGAUCAUCAGGGCAUGACCCAUCCCAAGGAGAGCACAGCGGCCUUUGUAGCCCUCGAAACCAACCCAGACGCCCGGGUAUCUCAGGCAGCGACAAUCGCUCAUCGACACCUUCACCAGCAGCACGAGUCAGUGUGUGAGCGUGAAUACGUACAUGCAGUGUCUGAAGCCUGUCGGUAUCAGGUUGAGGUGUUCGAAGACCCUCGAGGGGCGACAAUGCCUGGAUAUAAACCCAAGCUUGCUGCAGCUUUCGAAAUAAUCAGUGGGAGCGGAUCAAAAUAUGUCAGGAAGUUCCUCGGCAAUAUUGUGUCCAAGCUCAACACGGAGCAUUCCAAGCUGGAGAUUGGGCCAACAGGCGCAUGCAACCAUCUUUAUUUUACUCUGUUUGUUUGUCAAAAUCUGGCAUUCUUUGAGUACAAGAAAAUGGACGAGCUUCUGCAUACUGUCUUGCAAUUGGAGCUAGUCUUUGGAAAGAAUGGCGGGGAGACCGCCCAGGCGAUUGAGACAGAACUAGGUCCAAUGUUGACGGAACAAGCGAAUGCAGAUGAGACCGAAAAUGGCAACCAAGCAAUGGACAUGGAGAGCAAGGUGUCUGUAGAUCAGGCGGUUCUCAGAAGGCUCUCUGUGGCGGCUUGUGCUAUUUCAUUGGUCUCGGAGACGCGAAAUUUCCUGAAACGACAAUACGGGAUCUCACGGGAUGUCAAGCUGGCAGUGUUGCAAAGCAAGCAAUCGAAAGAUUCGACCAAAGAGCCCACCAGGGUUCACGGGAUCACAGGAGAUCGCUACUGGACAGCAACCAACGGAGCAAUCGAGUCUUUAGAUAGCACCGAGGGCAUGCUCUCCCGGUGCCGGGAGUUAUUGAGGAUCGUCAGUAUUGACGACGAGGUCAAGAUUGCAGCAGAAGAUGACGGAGAGGGGUUUGGGAUGGAGAGCGGACCGGAGCAAGUGUGGACCGGGCAGCGCGGCAAAAAACGCAAGAGUGCAGGAUCCAUGGGAGGUACACCAAAGAAGGCUCGAGGCAGGCUUUCGAAACAGGGAGCAAGGAGAUCGUCAAGCACUUCGUCACUGGAAGAGCAUCCGGACGGCGAUUUCGCAGGCUGAGGAGUUCAGAGCUGAAACGAUGGGGCCGAACAAAUCGAACAAGUCGAACAAAACAGACAAAAACAGGGUUCAUGAAAACCAGUCUGGUAUGGGCGUACAGGUGGUUCUCUGAUGAUUUGGCGCAAUCCAUGAGGGAAAUGGGAACUUGAUAUUUUGAUACCCCACACAGUUUUGGGCGUCGAGACCAGGGCAUAAAUGUACAAGAAAUGACCUAGCGGACGAUACAUGCAAGACAGACAGAAGAAUUCGAUAAAUCCAUACAUAGCCACUGGUUCAAGAAGCAAAAUGGUGAAAAUGCAAACGACGUUGCUUGUGGCGGUG